Nymphaea colorata (pocket water lily) is the source of this 1151-nucleotide messenger RNA. Its product is annotated as photosystem II CP47 reaction center protein-like. Gene Ontology annotation, cellular component: membrane; photosystem. The record is from RefSeq and is a predicted model, not a curated record. The transcript has a single exon. The annotation marks the transcript as partial. Gene Ontology annotation, molecular function: chlorophyll binding. NCBI's taxonomy places the organism in Eukaryota, Viridiplantae, Streptophyta, Magnoliopsida, Nymphaeales, Nymphaeaceae. Gene Ontology annotation, biological process: photosynthetic electron transport chain; photosynthesis, light reaction.
GUACGUCGUAUGCCUACCUUCUUUGAAACAUUUCCGGUAGUUUUGGUAGAUGGAGACGGAAUUGUGAGAGCCGAUGUUCCUUUUAGAAGGGCAGAAUCCAAGUAUAGUGUCGAACAAGUGGGUGUAACUGUUGAGUUCUAUGGUGGUGAACUCGAUGGAGUCAGUUAUAAUGAUCCUGCUACUGUGAAAAAAUAUGCUAGACGUGCCCAAUUGGGUGAAAUUUUUGAAUUGGAUCGCGCUACUUUGAAAUCCGAUGGUGUUUUUCGUAGUAGUCCAAGGGGUUGGUUCACUUUUGGACAUGCUUCGUUUGCUUUGCUUUUCUUUUUCGGCCACAUUUGGCAUGGUGCUAGAACCUUGUUCAGAGAUGUUUUUGCUGGUAUCGACCCAGAUUUAGAUGCUCAAGUGGAAUUUGGAACCUUCCAAAAACUGGGGGAUCCAACUACAAGGAGACAAGUAGUCUGAUACAACAUUUCUUUCAUAUGUCUAGCCUAUGUUUCAUAUAGGGUACUGGAGAAAUAUUAAUUCGAAUCAUCACCUAUUACUCUUGACCUUUACUUGUCUGGGAAAUGAUCCCAAAUGAACAGGUAUGGAAGCUAUAAUUGUAAAACACGAUCGAAUCUAUGGAAGCAUUGGUUUAUACAUUCCUGUUGGUCUCGACUCUGGGGAUAAUAUUUUUUGCUAUCUUUUUUCGAGAACCGCCUAAGGUUCCAAAUAAAAAGAUGAAAUGAUUUUUCAUUAUCUCAAUUGAAAUGAUGACCCUCCGAUGAGGAGGGUCAUCAUUUCAACUAGUCCCCGUGUUCCUCAAAUGGAUCUCUUAGUUGUUGAGAGGGUUGCCCAAAGGCGGUAUAUAAGGCAUACCCCGUAAAGCUUACAAGUAAACCAGAUAUGAAGAUGGCGACUAGAGUUGCAGUUUCCAUUAUUAAGUGAUUUCAAGACCACGAUGGAUCUACGAUAAGAUAGUUUAUUUACAACGGAAUCGUAUACAAAGUCAACAGAUCUCAAACAAUGCACGGAAUAGGAUUUAUGGCUACACAAACCAUUGAGGGUAGUUCCAGAUCUGGGCCAAGACGGACUAUUGUAGGCGAUUUAUUAAAACCAUUGAAUUCGGAAUAUGGUAAAGUAGCCCCUGGAUGGGGAACUACACCCCUUAU